This is a messenger RNA of Phaeodactylum tricornutum CCAP 1055/1, 1464 nucleotides long. RefSeq lists its product with no specific name. Bases 1 to 1464 code for a protein of 487 amino acids. The transcript has a single exon. Gene Ontology annotation, molecular function: monooxygenase activity; iron ion binding; oxidoreductase activity, acting on paired donors, with incorporation or reduction of molecular oxygen. NCBI's taxonomy places the organism in Eukaryota, Bacillariophyta, Bacillariophyceae, Surirellales, Neidiaceae. The record is from RefSeq and is a predicted model, not a curated record.
AUGGUGUUUCUUAAUGGACAGUAUGAUCAAGGUGAUUGGUGGCAAUCAUUCGCUCUGGCCGCGGUGACUCUCGGGCUUCUUUUUAUCUUCUUGACUAAAGGCCGUUCCGAAGGAAAAGACGGCAAACAGUAUCCUCCCUACGCCCCGGCGGGCUUAUGGGAAACUGCUCUAUCCGUGAGUGGCUCCCAAGCACCCUCCUUCAUGAUACAAAUGGCAAGAGAAUUAAACUGUAGCGUCUUUCGGAUGCGCCUUCCUAUUUUUGGGACUCCCAUGGUCGUGGCAGUCGGAGAGCCACUCCUUACCAAAGCUGUUCUAACUGACUCUGGUAGUAUCAAGCCAGCCGUCAUCUACAAGGCCUUUCACAAUGUUACUAAGGGACCCAACAUCUUUAGUGAGACAAAUCUUGUUUUGUGGAAGCAUGCUCGAAGAGGGGUAUCGCCAGCGUUUUCGACCCAGCAUGUUCAACGCAUGAAUUCCAUUUGCGCUCAACAAACGGAGCGAUGGAUAAAGGAGCGCCUCGUCCCAGCCAUUGAAAAUGAAACAGCCUUUGAUAUUGCACAGGCGAUGCGUGAUCUUACUGUUUCUGUUCUCUGCGAGGCAGCCUUUGAGUAUGACCCAACAGAAGAAGACAUGAGGACGUUUCUGUUCGAAACCGAGACUGCUAUGCGAGAAUUUUCUUUCAAACAGUCUGCCAAUCCAAUGAGACAGUGGUUUGCAUGGGUGCUACCUGAAGUCAGACGAGCACGGUUGGCGACGGAUCGAAUGCAAGCAUUCGGAUUCAAGGUCAUGAAUCACUACCGUAGUCUUAAACACCAUGAAACCGAAGAUACUGUUAUCGGUCGGAUCAUGAAUAACGACAAGUACAAGAACGACGCUGCCAGGGCGGCGGACAUCUUGACACUUUUAGUGGCAGGUCACGACACAACUGGGUACUCACUGGCUUGGAUUCUAUUGAACCUAGCUCAGCACCCACACGAGCAGACAAUUCUUCGAGAAGAGCUUCAAACGAUGCCUAAAGAAGAGCGGGCACAGUGUCAGGCGGUCCGGAAUGUUAUCCAGGAGGGUAUGAGAAUUUCUCCAGUUGCGGCAGUGAGCUCCGUUCGCGAAAUUGCAAAAGACAUUGUUUCCCCUUCGGAUCCUACAAUUAUACUCCCAAAAGGUUCUAUCGUUUUUCUUCCGCAAAUCUUAGCCUGUCGCAACCCUGAUGUCUUCGACGCCCCGGACGAGUUCCUGCCUUCUCGAUGGAACAAUCCCAGCGAGCUACAGCGUACUGCAGUCAUCCCCUUCAUCCUUGGUUCCCGGAACUGCGUCGGUCAGCGUCUCGCUAUUGCAGAAAUCCACUCUGUCAUUGCAAGGUUGUGUACCGAUUUUGAGUUUUUUGUCGAAGAUGAAGGAACCUCUGAAUACUUUUUGACGUACAAGCCUGUUGGAGCUUUGCUAAAGGCCAGGCGUGUACAAAAGUAA